Molecule: messenger RNA, 387 nt
Organism: Racocetra persica
Lineage: Eukaryota; Fungi; Glomeromycota; Glomeromycetes; Diversisporales; Gigasporaceae
Source: the annotation of a GenBank genome assembly
AGUAGUUUAAAUUACAUGCUUGAUACUCUAGAGAUCCCUUCCAAGAUCGGGUUGAGUUACAGAUGUAUAGAUGAGAUUGUACUGCUUGCUAAUGAAACAGCCAAGAUUCAAGAUGAAAUAACAAAAUUAAAUGUUGAUUCGAUGGAUUACCAUAACAAGAUUGAAGAACUCAAUUCAAGACAAGGUAAAGUUAUCAAUGAUUUACAUAGAGAAGAGGAGGUUGAAAAACUUUAUGCGAUGAUUUAUAACUGUGAAUACACGCAACCAUUCCGUGGUGGUAAAACAAGCAUACUGAAUUGUCUUAUAGCUAAGGAGUAUAAUAAGGAACAUAAUGACAAGCCGGUAUCAUACGGUAUCAAAGAUAAGAAAAAAUUUCAAGGUGUGGAG